Fusarium sp. VM40 is the source of this 2997-nucleotide messenger RNA. The record is from the annotation of a GenBank genome assembly. NCBI's taxonomy places the organism in Eukaryota, Fungi, Ascomycota, Sordariomycetes, Hypocreales, Nectriaceae.
AUGGCUACGCUCACUUCUCUUCUCGUGGCAUAUGUGCUUGGCGGAUUGACCUUUAUACCCUUGGUUGUUGUGUCUAUCCUUGCCUUUAUCUUCUACACCUCUCCCAUUCUCGACGAUGCCGCGAACGAACCCAAAUACAGCCCUAUCGUCGACAAGGUCGAUGAUACAACCGCCCUCGAUGCCGCUAAGCGGUCGCACAAGAAGGACAACCGCGCGCACGAAAACGACCUCGAUGUAGCCGCCGGCUUUUUUGCCGUCUGCAGAGAGUACACGCCAAUGGGUAUCAACGCAAAGCCUAUCGAGCGCUCGACGCCUGUGGGCUCUGCAACCGUGGCCCCUUCGAGCCCCAGCGUCUAUCAGACCAUGUAUCGGAGCAUCUUUGAGAGGAAGCCCACCCCGGGGCCCAUGGAUAACAACAGCAGUAGUACGAGUCAAAGGCCCAAGAAUGCGGGCAAUGUCUUUUACGUGGUCUUGAGACAUGGCCACCUUAUGUUAUUCGAUGAUGAAGAGCAAGUCGAAGUUAGACAUGUUGUUUCUCUAGCAUACCAUGAAAUCAGUAUUUACUCGGGCGGCGAUGUCACACCAGAAGGUGAACUCUUUAUCAAGCGGAAUGCGAUCUGUCUUUCCCGAAAACAACCCGGCACCGAAUUAGGUCUUGAGAGUCCUAUGUCGAAACCAUUCUUCCUCUUCUCCGAGAACUGUUCAGCCAAGGAAGAUUUUUACUUUGCCCUGCUCAAAAACCAAGAGCAGAGCUAUGGAGUGGAUGGUCAAGUGCCCAAGCCCUUACACUUUGAUGUUAAGAACAUCAUCUCCCUGGUUCAGAAGCUUCACUCGACAGAAGAGAAUGUUCAUUCGAGGUGGGUGAAUGCGUUACUGGGAAGGGUGUUUUUAGGGGUCAACAAGACCAAAGACAUUGAAGCCUUCAUCCGCGAGAAACUCACAAAAAAGAUAUCUCGUGUUAAAAGACCGUCCUUUCUUACCAAUAUUACCAUCAACGGAAUUGAUACUGGCGAGGCAGCUCCUUACUUCACGAACCUGAAGCUCAGGGAUCUUACCGUCGAAGGAGAAUGUGUUGUUGAGGCCGAUGUCAAGUACUCAGGAAAUGCUCGUAUCGAGAUCGCAGCCACAGCCAAGAUUGACCUUGGAGCCAGGUUCAAAGCGCGGGAGGUCAACCUUGUUCUUGCAGCUGUGCUCAAAAGAGCUGAAGGUCAUAUGCUGUUCAAGAUCAAGCCACCUCCCAGCAACCGAAUUUGGGUCACUUUUCAAAGUAUGCCUAAGAUGGAAAUGGAUAUCGAACCCAUCGUUAGUGCGAGACAAAUCACUUACACAGUCAUUCUGCGUCAGAUUGAGAACCGUAUCAAGGAAGUCAUUGCAGAGACUGUUGUGCUGCCAUUCUGGGACGACAUGCCAUUCUUCAAGACAGAGCACAAGCAGUGGCGAGGUGGCAUCUUUGAAGGUGACAACGCCACAGUCCCGACUGAUGAUGCAGAAAGCAUAGUGGCAGCGGCAGGAGAUGUUGGAGCUGUCAGUCAGAUGGACGCAGCCCCGGAUGUAUCAGAAGAGACGCGGCCUUUGGAGAAGAGUUACACAAUCCCCGUCAUGGAAUCUGCACCGCCGCCAACAGGCCUCUUUGGACGCAGACUUAGCAGGGCAGGCACCAAUCCUCAAGCUUCUGCAUCAUCUACCAGUGUUGACUCCAAGGGACCGAGCGCGAGUCCCGUCUUGAGGCCCAAGAUUUCCAAGACGUCUCUUGAGCCUGUCGUGGGCACCGAUGAAGCCCAUGCUGACAUCUUUAAGCCGUCCACUUCACCACCUGAUCAUGCAACCAACUACAUGGCAGCCCUACAUUCGCGCUCACACGACGCUUCUCCUCGGCCGCCCACAGCUACAGAUGCUCCGCUGGAAUCAUCUUCUGCCUCUCAACGGUCCAGUCGGUCUUCACGCUCUUCCUCAUCAGCGAACGAAGCUUUGAAUAGUGGCGUGACGGACGAGUCGCAGAAGACACCAGUUCCAAUAGGGCGACGUAACACGACCUCUUCUACUGGCUCAGGGUCCUAUACAGAUGAAAGGCCCGGUUCCUCGACCGCUUCCAUGAGGGAGUCCAUAAAGAGCCAGACAGGUUCGCUGGGAAGGACUUUCUUUACACGACGUGAGCACCCGGAAAUACCUACGCAUGAAGAAGAGCAGGAAGAAUCGAAUUACGAUGAGAGUUCUCAAGAUCAACAUCAGAACCAGGGACAGAAUUUGAACCAUAGGCAGACUACACUGGCAGCCGUCUCCAACGCAGCAUUGCAGGCCAAACAAUGGGGAUGGAAUGCCUACCAGCGACACAAGGAGGCACGAAGGCAGGCUGAGCAGGCAGGCCAUCUCGAUCUCACUCAACCAAUGGGUCGAGGUCAACCGCUGCCUCCUCCUGGAACACCUCUUCCUAAGCCCACGAACGGCAUGACGCGGAUAGCACCUCCGAUAGGAGGUGGUCUUACGAGGAAGCCAGUCCCUCAGUCUGCUGUCCACAACUCUGCCGACUCACUCGAGACUCAUAACGAGCAUCACCAAGAGCAGCACCGAGAGCAGCAUGAACACGAGCAUGAGCACCAGGGCCAUGGCGACUACCGUCCCCCAUUGCCUCAGCGCGGACGCCGUAGGCAGAGCCAUGCGCCUGAGCCAGAUAACGGACAGAACAUACUCGUCGUUGCUGCUCCGCAAGACUCUCAGCCUGCUACGCCAUCGGCAGAGGAUUCUUCGAAUCAUCAGAUAUGGGCGUCGAGUGAUGAGCAAACCGUGACAGACAGCGGAACCUCGCAUCCUCCCUCGGUUCUGACUAACGAAUCAUCUCUAAUGCAGGAGGACAACAAACCACCUAGCGAUAGAGAAACACCACCCGCCGUACCAGCAGUUGCCGAUGAUGACGAGGACUUCUCUGGAUGGAUGGACAAUGAGCCCUUAGAUAUGGAGAUCAAUGACCCUGUGCAGCCUCCUGCCCAGGAAGUCAAGUAA